AUGCGCGCGCUCGGGCAGCGCGCGACGUCGACGACGACCGCGGCGUCCGAGAGACGGAGCACCCCACGUUCAACCGCCGCGCGUCGACGCGUCGUUCCACGCGUCGGCGACGAGAGAAACGAUGACGCAUCGAGUUCUCACAUCGUCGCGCUCGCGACGCUCUCGACCGCGCUGCGACGCGUGGACGACGCGCGACGCGCGAACGACGGCGCGCGAGGCGGAUGGAUCGAUAUCGCGGGCGCCCGGGUUCGGUUACCCCGCGGUGCGAGGCCGUGGGCGUGCGCGCACUUCGUCGGGGGCGCGGCGCUGGGGGCGUUUCCCGACGUCGCGUACGACGGAUUGUUGACGAGGUGCGCGGACGAAACGGGCGUCGCCAUCAUCGCUACGGCGUACGACGUGGAUUUGAACCAUGAGAAGAUUGCAAAGGCGUGCGGGGAGAUGUACGCGCGAGCGCGCGCGGAGGUGUGCGAGCGCGAGGGGUUGGACGCGCGAACGACGCCGACGUUUCGAUUCGGGCACUCGCUCGGGUGUAAGCUCGUGACGAUACUCGCGUGCGAGGACGCCGCUCGGGGCCGUAGUGGUGGGAUUGGGGGAGUGGCGGGCGAUGGUACGAUCGACAUGGACUGGGACGAGGCGAGCGGGACCGCGGUGGCGGCGCGUCCGAGCGCGAGUGGGUCAGGCGACGUCGCCGUGGCGGGACAUUUCAUGGUCGCGUUUAACAACGCCGAUGCGGCGGAUUCGGUGAAGUUGAUUGAAAAAUUCGCGCGUGAGCUGUUAAAAAAGCGAACCGGGGAGAGCGGUGGCGUAGGGGCGGACUUUUUCUCAUCGCUCCCUUCGCUCUCCGCGUUCGCCGAGCGCGCGGUGAAAGCGGCCGGACUCGAAUUCGUGCCGACGCCGAAGGAAACGCUGGAGCGCGCACGAACGCGUUUCGUGUCUCGACGAACACGUUUAAUCAAGUUCAAAAACGACGAUUUAGAUCAAAACCGAGAGCUCAUGGAGGCGCUCGAGACGCGAUUCAAAGUGUAUCCAGGUCGCGUUGACGCACGAGAGUUGGAUUUUGGGAACCAUCUCACGCCUGUAUACUUUAGCUUGGACGGCUUGAAACUGUCCCCUGCGCUUGAAAAGCUCGUCGGGCAGUUCUCGCUCGGGGACGAGGAGGGGGUGAAACGGUUAGCGGACGAAUUCUCGGCGUUCAUUCGUGAGAAAUAG
This is a messenger RNA of Ostreococcus tauri, 1209 nucleotides long. Its product is annotated as Protein of unknown function DUF1350. The coding region runs from base 1 to 1209 and encodes 402 amino acids. The transcript has a single exon. Lineage: Eukaryota; Viridiplantae; Chlorophyta; Mamiellophyceae; Mamiellales; Bathycoccaceae. The record is from RefSeq and is a predicted model, not a curated record.